Molecule: messenger RNA, 6349 nt
Organism: Osmia lignaria (orchard mason bee)
Lineage: Eukaryota; Metazoa; Arthropoda; Insecta; Hymenoptera; Megachilidae
Source: RefSeq, a predicted model, not a curated record
CGCACCGCGAAUCUCCCGAGAACAGUCGCUUCCACGGCCUCGGAGCGGGCGAGUUGUUGGUCCCUUUGGAAAAAAGCAAAACACGCUCUCUCGUUGCGGAGACGAGUGUAAUGGCCACCGUGGGCCUAGGAUAGCAGUGGAGGAGGUUCGGAUUCUUUGAUCGAAACGCUGGCAAUCGCAAAACGAUUCACCAACCGGUUAACAUCAGUGAAUUUGAUUCGCGUGUGUCGAACUGCCGCUCAUUCCUCUCGAUCGUGGCUUCUCUAUAUCCGGUGAAAGAGUGCGUGUACAUCAAGUAGUGCAUCAGUGUACUUAAAUGUGUGCCAGCCAUUGUCGAGGGUGCAUCGUAGUGCCGGUCAUCUAAUCCGUUGACUACACUGGAUAAUAUUGCUUGCUUCGUUUAGCCUAUUGGAUUCUACCCUUCUGACAAUCCACGCAGCAACGGUCCAAGGCGCGGAAUAAUUCGGAGCAACGACUUCCCUCGCUUCCUUCCACGAAAACGGCCUCCUAUUAUUAGGCUGCCGUUGAAUACCAGACGACCGCAAUAAGCAGGACCACCAGUCUUUUAAAAAAAAAAAAAAAAAAACAAGUGUCGGUGACCGCAGGAGUGUCGGAGGAGUGGCUAAAAGCGAGCAGGCGGUAAACGCAGCAGCACACGUUCCGCGGGGAAAUGAAUGGACGCGGUAACCGCAAGAGCACAUCCCAUCCAACAUCAACUCCGACUGAUUCUAAACAUUAAAUGUACCCCCAGGAAUUCAGGUUUCGGCCGAGGCUCUCGCGAAUCUGGGAUGGCUUCGAACAAUGAUGAUAUCGGAUUAAGUCUGGCUAACAAGCUCGCCGCCGACGUUCUAUCGUCCGUAAAAGUAGAUAGGUUUUAAAUCGAAUCUCGCUCGGCGCAAGGGGCAACGGGAACGCAACGGAACGCAACGGAACGCAACGGCGAACGACUCGACGGGCGAUAUAAUCCAAGGCUUAUUGAAUCCCGAUGAUAUAAUGGAAGUACACGAGGCGAAGCGGUAAUAGUUGUUCGCGGAGGCAACGAAAUAGAGAGAAGUCGAUAGAGGUCAGGUUGCAAUACGGCGUAUGCUGUCCUCUUAGCUGGAAGAGCAGCCCUCUCCUACUUUCCAGCACGCUUUUACGACAACUGUUUAUCGGCGAAUCGCCUGCGAAUCUGAUAAUUCGGUCUAGAGAAAGUGUCUUUUUUUUUGUUUUUUUUUUGAAAAUGUAGAUAGAAGUAGCGGAACGAAGAGUUGGAAGUAAACGGACCGUAAAGUGAACCGCUCCCAAAGAUCAGGCCAGUGAUAUAGUUACUAUCCGAAGGGAAAUGCAACAGACACCGUUGACAACGCGCAACCGACGGUGUAACAGCAAAUCCAGCAGGAACCUAGACUAACGCUAACACGCCUACAUUUAGGAAUGUAAUAUUUCGACUCGAAGAACGGCACAUCGCAGAGACUCUGAGGCUAGCCCGUGUAUAAUACCGAGGCAAGUCUCAAGAAGAGAACAUUAAAAGAGAGAGAGAGAUACAGGGAUUCGUUAGAGAACAGAUACAUACACACACGUCUUCACAAGUGUCCUUACGUUAAGUGCACUCGUCGUCGCGUGCUUGCGUGCCAGCUCUCGUUUCCUUCUUGGUUAUGGAAUGAACCGAUGCCUGGCUAACUUCUCCAGCUGUCCGUGCUUCAGGUUCUGCUAUCGAGCAUCAUCAUGACGCCGAUGGUGCCCCUAAUCCUGUCCACGCUAUUGCUCGCGAUCACCUGCAGCCUAUUCUGCUCGGCCAGCGGCGAUGGCGGACCGAACAGUCCGAUAUUCAACGUGGACAACACCGCGCUCGAGAAGAAUCUGGCCGCGAUAUUCAAUAAAGUCGCGCACAGCUCGGCGACGACGAAACGCAGCGUGCCUGCCUACGAUGCUCAAGUUUCGGCCAGUACAACCCUGUCGACGGUACCGUCGCCUUUGACGACCACGACCACGACCACGACGACGACCACCACCACCACCACCGCCACCCCUUCGAUACCAUCGGCGAGGUAUCCCCCUGUCCCCAGGGCGACCGUGUCGCCGGUUUUUCGCGAAUUACCUUCCUACGCUCCUCCGUCUCGCGCCCUCUUCACCCCUCCCCUCCCGCCCGAGUAUCUGCAUCCGUUCGCAAACAAACCAACGCUGCGGGGAACAAACUCGGAUGCUCAUUCCGGGCUGAAGAGACCGGUACCACCGCCCAGCGGUACGCCGGCUCACGAAAGGAUACCCAUCAGGCCGCCCGACCUGCAGGCACCUUCUCAAAUCCCCGAGAGGCACUCGCAUUCGAGGAACAAACCCUUGAACACCCCCAGCAAGGAACAGAAUAUCGUAGAAUCGAGCGAAUUAGAUAGAAGAAACAAUACCAACGAGUUUGUACCUACGCUCCACUACCCUAGUAUCUCGAGGAUACUGUCGGGCAGUAACGGCAGGAAGCAGGAUAUUCCGGAGAUACUUCUGAAGCCUUUAGCAACGAAAACUCCGCCGCAGAAUGCCCCGGUUGCCCCUACCACCGAAAAGAUGACCACAUUGUCGACGACGACCAGCAGGACGCCCAGCACGUUGGAUUCCUCAAAGUCCGUCACGCAGCCGACGAUCUUUAAUCUGCCGAAUACGAGGAGGCACGACGACGACGGUUAUCACGGGCUGAGGAACGAGAACGGCUUCAAAACUGAGAACAUAGAGAUCGUGGACACGGAGAGAUUACCGUAUCCGCAACCACAGCCACCGGCGCCCGCGCCGAAACGACCGGACGAAUCCGGUGACCAUAUCGUGCCGCAGGUCGACACGCAUCAUCCCCUCGAGUCCACUUGGAGGAUCGCUUGGUUCCUUCACGUAUACGUCGCGGCCAUCCUCUUCACUUUAAUGGCUCUAUACUCGAUCUACAAGAUCGUCCGUUUCAACGAGGCAACGAAUCUACUAACCCAGUCGUACUUCUUAACCGUUCAUCUCCUUCUCACCACCGUCUGCACCCUGAGGUGCUUUCAUCUAUUUUACGACGCUUACAAUCUAGGCCAUUCGCUGCCGGAACCUCUGUCCCGAGUACUGAUGUACCUACCGGCGCCAUUGUUGUCCACCGCGUUUGCCACCCUGGUGCUCUACCUCGCUCGUUGCUCCGAGGCGCCGUCGUUGAACAACAGGUUCCUCACCCCAGCCGCCCUUCUACUAUUCUCCACGGUCCACAUCGUACUUUGCGUCUCCCUUCACGUGUCCACGCACGUGCUCGGCUAUCAGGACGAAGCGAAGAUACUACCGCUGAUCUGUCAGUGCAUCUACAUCAUAGUCUGCGUCACCCUGGGCCUAGGUUACAUGUACGUCUAUCGAGUGGUACGCAGUCAGAUCCUGCUGACGAAUAACAAAACGGCCGGUGCGAAUCACAUAGUCGGCGCUGAUCCUACCACGAUGGCAUUGAGCACAGCCAUCACCACCAGCAUCGCUACCGCUCUUCUAUUCAUCCUGAUGGGUUUCGUUCAAUUGUACGGAAUCUUCGGCAACGUUCAGGAACAACCGCAAUCUUAUCCCUGGCUAUGGUGGGGCUGGCAAUUCUCGGUCAGGUUACUGGAACUCACCGUAUGCGGUCUUCUAGCCUGGGUAGCAAGUCUAUCGCAGUAUCCGUUGCGAGAGAAACAACUCCAACAACACCCGGUGCAUUCCGGAUUCGCUCUGUUCCCCUGUGGUAGCUCGACCUCCACCGAGAAUAUGGACGACGUGCUUUACCCCGCUAUCUGCAGCACCAACCAGGCGAUUCAGAAUUACACGAUGAGAACGGGCAAACAGGUUUACGACGAUAGCUUUCCGUUGAACACGCUACCCGAGCAUUUGAACAUAUCAGGUACUUUCGAGAGACAUUCCAUUCGCAAGUCAGGCACCAUGGGCCAUUUCCCGCACGAAGGUCGCGGCUCGUUAAACCGGCACGGUAAUGGAAUCCAAACUCUGAGAAGCUCCGAGAGUCGUGGUCGGCACACACCUGUGCAAGGUGUCCACGAGCAAACGGCGACCACCGGCUCGACGAUGCUGGUCGCCGAGGACGGUUUCGUCAGGUUCCGAAGUCUCGGCGCGGAGGACGACGAGUUGUCGGAUACACCGAGCGUGGUCGGCACUCACGGAAGAGGAAGUUCUCUGGCCGGAAGCGUAAGGUUCAACGCGAGACACCCAACGUUGCAGCAUCAGCAUCCUCAUCAGCAUCAGCAUCAACAUCAGCAUCAGCAUCAGCAUCAGCAUCAACACUCGUUGCAACAUCCGCACCAGAGUCAGCAUCAGGCUCAUCAUCAGUUGUACAUCAACACGUAAAAGUCUGCGUUGCUCGUACAACCAGGAUAGAAACUUCUUGUUCCGCGUUGAUACGAUACAAUGGGGAUCGUCAACGAAAUAUAGGAUGUUCCGGGCUAUCGCGACUCUAAUGGUCUAAACUUGGAGGAAAACUAAUUUUACCUUUAUUCUAUGUAAGAUACGUCCUGUGUAUAGAUACCUAACUUGCCAUUCGCAUUCUCCUGCUUCGCGUCUUAUGGUCCGAGCCGACGAACCUUUCGCCGUUCAUGGUAUCCGCAUAUUUAUUUAAGGUUCUCGAUCGUGACGAAGAGAAAGAGAAAAAGAGAGUGAUAGAAAGAAGGGAAAAGUAUACGGUGAACUCUGUACAGAGUUCUUUCUUCUACCUGUUACGUGGGUAGUUUCAGGGUAUCACGAAUGUUGACCUUACAUUAGGCACUUGGUACUUAUUAAGGUUCAUGUGAUUAAACGAACGUUGUAUCGUGACGAAACCUAUAGAGGCAAGCGCUUUCUUUUUCGUUUUUCUUUUCCUUUUCCUUUUUUUUUUUUUCGUUUAUCCUUCCUCGAGUAGCAGAAAUGUAAUCCCGUGGACAGAGGUGGUAGACGAGUAUAAUUUAUUUUUACCGGUACCAUUCACUUUCCUAGCCUGUCGUUUUCUCGCCGCACACGCGAAAGACACUCGACGGCAUUUUAGUGAAAACGAUACCUUAGAAUGAUUUCGCGGCACGGGAUGAUUUAUAUCCGAUCGUCUGUUACGAAUUGUCUUUUUUCUUUUUAAAAGCGUUGUACAAAUUGAAGGUACCCGAAUAGCGGCCGUUCGGAGGACACGCGUGUCCUUCCUCGAGAUCCUGCGCGCCACUUCAACCGAGCGUAACUAGAUCUGCGAUCGACGGCAAGUAUAUUUUAUAACGAAAAUAGAGAAAAACAAAAUGGGAAAUUUAUUCACAUGUGGUCCAAAAAACGAGGAAGAGUUCUUUCAGUAAUCUCGACGAAAAGAGUUCCGAGCGAGUUAGGAUAUAUAUAUAUAUAAAUAUAUGUAUACUGUUUCUGUUGUCGAGUCGAAAGGAAACGAAAAAAUAGAGAGAAAAGAGAGAAAUCGAAGAAGAUUGUGAAGAAGACUACUGGGCGUUGUACAGUCGAUAAUAAUUUAUAUCACUCAGUCCAAUUGUAAGAUUUAUUUAGGUGUUAAGGUUGCAUUAAGAAUUCCCUGUUCCGAUGUUGAGUUACGUCGAAUAAUAAGAUAGCCGGUAGAAGCUGUGCUGCGCUCGUACGGGACGGAUAUCAGCGAUUUCUGUUUAACAAAUUCAUUGUCGAGCGAGCAGCAGCACGAUGUAACGAUGUUUCCUCUCCGCGUCGGAGACACCCCCAUACACGAAGAAUUGAACCUUCGCGCACAGGCCAGCAUUAUUUCCAUUCCUCUCCUACCGCCUCUUUGCGUUUCUUUAUCUUUAUCUUUAUCACUUUUCACAUCCUCCUCCUCGUCCUCCUCAUCGUGUCGUCGUUUCAAUUAUCCCGAUGAUCGAGUUAUUUCGCUGAACCUAAAGGUACAAAACGGUACUUUCUACCUUCUUCACUUCGUAAUAUCGGUAUAGAUUUAAGCGAUCACAGCGCAAUGUGUAUGUUUAUAUGGACAUUGUAAAUAAGGUAUACGGGCUCGUCGUGAGUAGACAUUAAAUUCAUUGCGAAAUAGAAUUCGUACGUUCAACCCGGCACGUACCAGAAUUCACGCGUAACAAACAGACAUAAAGCACUACAUUCUCAUCGACACAUACGUAACAUUCAUCAUCAACAAUCAUUAAAGGAAAAAAAACAAAAACCAGACAGACAGACACGCGCACCGACGUGCAUACACGCAACUUUCUACCCCUCUCAUCGUUCUCAGUUGUUGUAAAUGCAAAACACUCAUUUUUAAUUUAUGUCGAAAGCUGUAUUUAUUAUGUGAAACAUUCCACGGCAAAAAGAAAAGGGUAUUCAGUGUGAAUGCGAAUCGAUUUUGUGGGAUUUUAUUGCAAUUUUAGAUUAAAAACGUAGCGCUGAAAAGAAAAAAAAAAAACCGAGGAACAAA